AUGGUUUUUCAAGCUAUUAAAAUUAUAGUAGAAAGGGUUUUUAGUGAAAGUGAGAAUGGUAAGACGAAACAAAUGCUUAUGGGAGCGUCAGCUGGUUUCGUUACGGGAAUGCUAUCGGUGAGAAUAGGAAAAACUGCAGCUCUGGCACUAGGUGGUGGAAUAAUUCUUCUGCAAAUAGCGAACGAUAAAAAUUACAUAACAGUUCAUUGGGACAAAGUUAAUAGAAAAGUAGACGAAGUCGUCGGUAGUGUCGAGGAAGAAAUCGUUAAAAAACGCAGUUCUUGCACAGAUAAAAUCAAAAUUUUUACGAGAAACAAUACGGCUCUCACUUCGUUCUUUAUCGGUGGCUUUUUAGUCGGUCUGGCGUCUUGA
Messenger RNA from Diorhabda sublineata, 372 nucleotides. Its product is annotated as FUN14 domain-containing protein 1-like. Gene Ontology annotation, biological process: autophagy of mitochondrion. Gene Ontology annotation, cellular component: mitochondrial outer membrane. NCBI's taxonomy places the organism in Eukaryota, Metazoa, Arthropoda, Insecta, Coleoptera, Chrysomelidae. The coding region runs from base 1 to 372 and encodes 123 amino acids. The record is from RefSeq and is a predicted model, not a curated record. The transcript has a single exon.